AUGGUCGUUGGUGAGCCACAAAGGGCCGUCCCACUUCGAUUGACUCACUUAUCACUCACCUCACCCGCAGCUAUUACGGCAUGUCAACCUCUAAUUUUACAAAGCGACAAACUGCUCGAAUUUUCCGUCGACCCGGAAGUCGAUCUUCACGAACAAGUUACCACUAUUCGUCAGAUCGCCCGCACGGAUAACACAACUCGUCGCCUUCUUCAAGCCAAACAUGCCAUGCUCCAACAAAUGUUCGAUCAGUGGUGGAGCAAAAUCAACCAACUUUCCCCCAAAGAUUCUCCGGCACUCAUUGAAGCCGAACACGAUUCAUUCAACAAAAUGGUCAAUGACCCCAAGGGCCUCUACUCAACCCUUGACCAAAUUACUAACCGCAUUCAAAAACUCGAAUUUCUGGAACACGACCUCAAUACCGCCCUUCAUCAAUUACAACCUCCUUCACCCAACCGCCCAGCAUGUCCAGCUCCCAACCCCCCUCUUGGUUUGGUGCCUCUACCAAAAAUGGAAUUGCCCAUAUUCAGUGGCGGCCAAUUUCGCUGGUAUGACUUUUGGGCUCUUUUCGAANCAACAGUGGAUCGGCAACCUCAACUUUCCAACAUCCAAAAGUCAUCAUACUUCAUACCAGUGCAUCAUCAUUUUGUUUCUUAUUCAGCGUUUCAAUCAUAA
This is a messenger RNA of Anisakis simplex (herring worm), 672 nucleotides long. The record is from the annotation of a GenBank genome assembly. Lineage: Eukaryota; Metazoa; Nematoda; Chromadorea; Rhabditida; Anisakidae.